CUGACAACGCCUCCGCUACGAGAGGCGACGCGUGAACUCACGCGAGCGGCGCACGCGAGCUCGGGCGACGAGCCUCAGCACGCGCGGCAUCUAGGGGUCGACCCGCACCACCGGCAGAUAAAGCAAAUUGCAUAGUAAUGAGUCGGUGAUGCGGGACGUGUUGGGAGGGCCGGCGGUGAUUAGGAAUGUAUGCGCGUGUGAUGGCGGUGUCGGGGUGGUGGGGGGUUGGCUGCUCUGCCUCUCAUCAUUGGUCACGGCAAGGGCUGGGGUGGAGGGGGUCGAGGCUGGGGGUGGCAGGGGAGGGGAGGACGGCUGCGCACGCGUCCCCAAUACAACCCGCGGAGCCGCGCGCGCCGCCUCACUCACUUUUGUUCCGCGCUCAGAGUGGGACGCACAGAGCGAGUGAGAGGGGGGAGGGAGACGCGAGCAGCGACCCCACAGCCUCAUCCUCCUGCAGCGCACGGCCACGUCGCCGCACACGAGCGUCGCACUUGAGCGCGCACGGCCACUGAGCCCAGCACGAUCCGUGCACUUCCACGCUUACGCGGCCACAGCGCCACUCCGCAUCGAGGGGCCACACAAUCGAUGGGCGUUCCCUUUUAGCGCGACAGAAGCCCCCGUGUGCCGCGCGUAUUUACCCGCUCGCUAUUCUCAGGUGGGGUGGGGGAUUAAUCGAGUCACGAUGUCGCCGCUCCUCUCGCUGCUGCUGCUGCUGCCGCCGUUGCUACUGCGGCCGGUGCCAAGCGCCGCGCAGCGCGGGGCGCUCCGGUUCAGCGUGCGCGAGGAGGAGCCCCCGGGCACGGUCAUCGCGCGCCUCGCCGACCUCUUCCUCGAGCAGCAACGCGACGGGGAUGACCGCGACGGCGACGAGGAGGGCAGCGACGCGGGGGCAGCGGCAACGGCGGUCGCCCCGUCGCGCUUUGUGGUGAUGGACGCGCGCGGCGCGGACCUCCCGCUCGGCGUGCACGGACGUGACGGCACGCUGAGCGUGGCCCGCGCGCUCGACCGCGAGGCGCUGUGCCCGCGCGCCGACCCGGGCCCCGUCGCCGCCGCUUCCGCCGCCGCCUGCGUCAUCUCCAUGGACGUGGCGGCCGAGUUCGAGGAGCCACGCGCCGCGUUCCGCCUCGUGCGCGUGCACGUGGAGGUGCUCGACGUGAACGACCACGCGCCGGAGUUCCCGCGCGCCGUCAUCCCCGUGGAGGUGAGCGAGAGCGCCCCCGUGGGCACGCGCUUCCCGCUUGACGCGGCGCGCGACCCGGACGUGGGGGAGAACGCGCGCAUCGAGUACUCCCUCGCGCCCUCGCAGCACUUCAGGCUGGAGGUGGGGGCCGCGGGGCCCGGCCAAGGGGCCCUGGCCGAGCUGGUGGUGACGCGCGCGCUGGACCGAGAGGAGCGCGCCCUGCACGAGCUGCGGCUGACGGCGCGCGACGCGGGCGCGACCCCGCGCGCGGGCGCGGCGCUCGUCCGCGUCAGCGUCCUGGACACCAACGACAACAGCCCCGCGUGGGCGCGCGCCGCCUGGGAGGCCGAGGUGCGCGAGGACGCGGCCGCGGGCUCCACCGUGGCGCGCCUCUCUGCCUCCGACCCGGACGAGGGCCCCAGCGGCGAGGUGGUCUACUCGCUGAGCGCGCACGCGGGUCCCGACGCGCGCCGCCUGUUCCGCGUGGACGCCUCCACGGGGCUGGUGACCCUGGUCCGCGCGCUGGACCGCGAGCAGCGGGCCUCGCACGCCGUGCACGUGCAGGCCAGCGACCUGGGCCCGCACGCCGUGCCCUCGCACAGCCUCCUCACCGUGCGCGUCAUCGACGUGAACGACAACGAGCCCGCGCUGCGCGUGCGCGUGUUCGCCGAGCGCGUGUCCGAGGCGGCGCCGCGCGGCACCCUCGUGGCGCACGUGACGGCGUGGGACGCGGACGCGGGGGACGACGGCCGGGUGAGCGUGGAGCUGCUGGAGGAAGAAGGCGGCGGCGGUGCCGCCGCGCGCGGAUUCCUGGCGCUCGUGGCGCGGGACGCGGACGGAGCCGCGGCCUCGGCAUCGGCGGCGGCGGCGGGGGGAGGCGGCGGCGGGGGCGGCGCCGCCUUCGUGCUGCUCACGGACCGCGCGCUGGACCGCGAGCGCACGGAAGAGAUCAACGUGACGCUGGUGGCACGCGACCACGGCUCCCCGCCGCGAUCGUCCUCGCGCUCCUUCACGCUGCGCAUCGCCGACGAGAACGACAACGCGCCCGCGUUCCCGCGCGCCGUGCACGACGCCUCGGUGCCCGAGAAUGCGCGGCCAGGCACCCUCGUGGCGAGCGUGACGGCGAGGGACGCGGACGCGGCGCACAACGCGCGCGUCUCCUACGCGCUGCUGAGCGCGCACGGUGACGAGCACGAAGACGACGUGACGGAGCUGCUGCGCGUGGAUCCCGCCACGGGCGCCGUGCACACGCUGCGCCCGCUGGACCGCGAGGAGCACGCGCUGCUCACGUUCCGCGUUCGCGCCCAGGACUCGGGGACGCCGCCCCUCGCCAGCGACGUCACCGUGCACGUGCGCGUGCUCGACGCGAACGACAACGCGCCCGCCAUCGACGUCAGCGCGACGCGCUCGCUCGCGGUGCCCGUGGGCGCGCCCGCCGGGCACCUGGUGGGCACGGUGCGCGCGCGCGACCCCGACGAGGGCCUCAACGGCGCCGUGGAGCUGUCCGUGGCGGGCGAGCGUCCGCUCGCCAUCUUCGAGCUGAGCCCCGGCACGGGGCAGCUGCGCUCCCGCGUCACGGUGCCGCGCUCCGCGCUGGGCGUGCACGCGCUCGUGGUGGUGGCGAGCGACUCGGGGGAGCCGCGCCUCUCCACCACCGCCACCGUCUCCGUCACCGUGAUGCUGCAGGAGGAGAUGGAGCGACGCAGCGGCGGGGCGGCUGGAGUGGCGCACGGAGUCGCGUACAGCGCCGCGCUGGGCUCGCUCGGCACGGCGUGCGCGCUGCUCGUCCUCGCUCUGGCGGUGGCGGCCGCGAGGCGCGGGGUGAAGAGCGCGUUCAGGCGCGACGAGGAGCGCGGGGGCGAAGAGCAGGAGGAGGAGGAGGGGGGGGAGGGGGCGUCCGACUCGAGCUCCCGCGCGCUGCACGCGGAGCGCGGCGCGGGGCGCGGCUCCCUGGGCAGCCUCGGUCUCAGCAGCAGCUGCAGCAGCAGCAGCAGUGCGGACGCGGCUCCUCUCGAGCCCACGACUCAUCCCGAGUACUUGAGCGUUGGCGACGCGGCCCCGAGGCCCCUGGAGGUGUCGCAGCUGCUCGCCCUGCUGCACCAGGGCGAGUACCACCCGCGGCCCAGCUUCAAGGGGAACGCGCGGACGCGCAGUUUCAGGAGUUUGCCCACGGAGCCCGACCAGCUGAGCUCGCGGGACAGCGCGCGCGGGGACAGCGACACGGGCGGCAGCGGCUCCGAGGGUCGCGCCUCGCCCUGCGCACUCGGAGGAACGUGCACGGCCGAGUGCAGGGUGCUGGGCCACUCGGACUCGUGCUGGCUGCCUGCCGCGGCUGCGCCCGCGCUCUCCCCGCGCGGGGGAUCUCCUCCGCGCGUCGACGCCGCGCCGCCGCCGACGGCUCUCAACAACCUGCGGGGCGCCCCCCCGCCGCACGCGGCCUGCAGCACCCUGCCACCCCACUCCGAGCGGUGGCUCGCGGGGCCCCGGGGCCCAGGGGGCGUCGACGCGCCGCCGAGGAAGUUCUUUCCCCGCGGGCCCGGCGAGACGGCGAGCGCGCCGCACGCGCCGUGAGAGACGCGGGCGCCGUGCCGCCCGACGCUGUCGCGACGUUUGCGGCCUCGGCCGAGGCGAGCGGAGAGACCGAGAGACGACGGCGGCGCCGUCCUUCGUGAGAGUCGAGGGUCGCCCCCGGUGAUGCCGAAGCGAGCGGCCCGGGCUACGGCGCGAGGCGCUUUGUCUUGAGCAGAGAUCCUCGUUCUUUCCCGUUGCGCGGCACACUUCAGAACUUUACAACUUACUCGAAUUUCGCGGCUCAUCGGAUCGCAAAUUCACUCUUUUGCCCAAAUGCGCACGCGCGACCGAGGGAGUUGAGAGGGGC
Messenger RNA from Petromyzon marinus (sea lamprey), 4058 nucleotides. Its product is annotated as protocadherin-18-like. Lineage: Eukaryota; Metazoa; Chordata; Hyperoartia; Petromyzontiformes; Petromyzontidae. The record is from RefSeq and is a predicted model, not a curated record. Gene Ontology annotation, molecular function: calcium ion binding. Gene Ontology annotation, cellular component: plasma membrane. Gene Ontology annotation, biological process: homophilic cell-cell adhesion.